CUGGAAAGCAGCUGAUCCUAUUGACCAAGCGAAACAGCAGGGGGCUAAAGAGCCCAGCUGGGCCCUCCUGCACCCCCAUGUUGGAGCCCCAAUAGAAACCUUUGAGUCCAGAACAGCAGAAGAUAUCUGAAAUCAAUAAGUGUCCUCUUGAAUUUUCCGGAUCCUCAAAGAAAUUCAACAUAAAAGCUCAAAGAAUUGAUUGCUUUUCAAUGAUUGAAUGAGCAGCACUUAACUCAUUAUGGAAGCAUCCCAACAGAUCGAGAUUGGGACUAAAAAAAAGGAGUUGUUACUAAACAGAAGCUAAUGCCUUAAACAGAGCCAUCAGAUAUUUUAGAAUGCCGGAGAGACGAUCCUCCCUCCAACCUCUGUCAAAACAGCUCCUGCAGGGGUUGGUUUCUAGAAGGAUCUGUUCCAUCAUUUCUUGAGGUAAAGUUAUGCAACCUGUGUCCAGGAGGAGGAGCAGGAGGUUAGGAGUACUUCCAAGUAGGCCCUGCUUGUAAAAGAAAAAAAAAAGGAGAAGGAAGAAAACACUGAUAGUGGAGGGGAAAUCCACUGAGCCUGUUGGUGAAAGUACCCAGAGAGGCUAAAGAGUGGGAGAAGCAGCAGGCGGCUGAACGUGGAAUGACUUGGAGGAGUCAGAUUGAUAAGUGGAGGAAACGCUUGAAGAGAUAGUCUCCUUGUGGGAUCCACAGAGAAAGCAGAGAGGCAGCUGAGCAAGGGGACAGGACUGGGGCCGGGGGGAGUGGUUAGCCUGCUGUCUGUAUAUAGAGGCGGCAGACACUGACUGACAUAGCAGAUCUAGAGAGAAGGGACUCUAUAGACAAACUCCACACCUGCGACUCCCAUCCUCAGCAACAGAAAACUCUUUUUCAGUUGGAUUACAAAACCGGGAUUUCUCCUGUCUGAGAUUUACAAUGAAGCUCAUCCUGUUGACUGUCACUGCGCUGCUCCUGCUGGUAGGAGAAAGCACUUCGGAGCGAAUCCCAUCCAGGCGAACCAAGAGGGAGCUUGCGGGGCCUUUACACGUUGGCGGCAUCAGAGACCCGUAUGGGUCGUACUGUCAAAGGAGAGGAGGCUGCUGUCCCGGUAGAGAUGAUCAGUGCACUGUGCCCUACCUGGACACAAUCUGCUACUGCGACCUGUUCUGCAACCGCACCGUCUCUGACUGCUGUCCGGACUUUUGGGGCCACUGUCUGGGCAUUCAACCCCCUUUUAUUGGCGUCUGUGUUAGAAAUGGGAACAAAUUCUACACAGGACAAACGUACAAGGAAAAUUGUAACUUAUGCACAUGUGGGUCCUCGGGACACUGGGACUGUGAGAAGAACGCUUGUCUGAUCGAGGCCGACACUAUCCAUGCAGUCAAUAGAGGCAACUAUGGGUGGAAGGCAGCAAACUACAGUCAGUUUUAUGGCAUGUCUUUGGAUGAAGGCAUCCGCUACCGCCUGGGAACACAGAGACCCUCAAGGACUAUCAUGAACAUGAACGAGAUUCAGAUGAACAUGGAUCCCAAGAACAAUCAACUGCCGCGCUACUUUAACUCAUCAGAGAAGUGGCCCAACAAGAUUCACGAACCUCUGGAUCAGGGCAACUGUGCUGCUUCGUGGGCUUUCUCAACUGCAGCUGUGGCGUCGGACCGGAUCUCCAUCCAGUCGAUGGGGCACAUGACCCCUCAGCUGUCCCCUCAAAAUCUCAUCUCUUGCGAUACACGAAACCAAGGAGGCUGUGCUGGAGGACGCAUAGACGGAGCCUGGUGGUAUCUCCGCCGGCGCGGGGUUGUAACAGAGAACUGUUACCCGUACCAGCCUCCACAUCAGGCGCCUGCAGAGGUGGGCCGCUGCAUGAUGCAGAGCCGUGCGGUUGGCCGAGGGAAGCGGCAGGCCACGCAGCGCUGCCCCAACACAUACAACUACCACAAUGACAUCUACCAGUCCACACCGCCAUACAGGCUGUCUUCUAAUGAAAAGGAAAUUAUGAAGGAGAUCAUGGACAAUGGCCCUGUCCAAGCCAUUAUGGAGGUCCAUGAGGACUUCUUUGUCUACAAGAAUGGGAUUUACAAACACACCGACGUCAGCUUGACCAAACCGCCACAAUACCGCAAACAUGGCACACACUCGGUCAGGAUCACUGGAUGGGGUGAAGACAAAGAUUAUGAUGGGACGCCAAGAAAAUAUUGGAUCGCUGCCAACUCCUGGGGGAAGAACUGGGGAGAAAAUGGUUUCUUCCGCAUUGCUCGCGGGGCAAACGAGUGCGAGAUCGAGGCGUUCGUGAUCGGCGUGUGGGGCAGAAUCGCAAUCGAGGACAUGCACAACCACCACCACCGCCGCAGACACAUCUGAAGACGAGAGCCCUUGCUAGAGAUCCUUGCUUUAGCCUGAACUUUUGUUGGACGUUUUUACCUCCGAGAGGAGAAGCAAGAAUCCCAAUGCAUCCCGAGUUGGUUGGAACACAAAAUCCACUCGACUCGGCUCCUUUUCAUGCCUUUACUUCCCUCUGGGGAUGUUUGAAGCUCCUGUUUUCCUCCUCAUUUGUUCUGUAACUUAACAUUUAUGGCUUAAAAAGAAAAACAAAAAGCAUGAAGCUAAAGUGGUUUUAGCUUCUGAUCAUGGAGCUCAGGUAAAUCUACCAAACAUCCCAGAAUCCUCUGAGAAAUAUCCAUUAAUUUGAAAAUUGAGAUAUCUGAAGUCUGAUCUGAUCCUUUUAUUCUAAAUCUAUAAUCAAGAAACCCAAAACCAAAGCCACAAGAAAAUCUAUGAACAAGAUUAUCAGACAUCAGUCCCUUUCAGAGAAGACACACCCUCGACCGGCGUAACUCGAUAAUAUAUCAUAGAUGAGCGCACUGACGUUCGCCUGUCAGCCGCACAAAGGCAGAGCCUCACGUGUCCCCCCGGCUUUCAGAGGACACUUGAACAGAGUUUUAGUUCUCACACAUUCCUGUAAAAACCGUAGAGCAGACACUGGAAACACGAGAAGGUUUUGCUGCAGGACGUGACAUUACACCGAGAACCCAAGUCACCAAGCUCCUCCCCCUUUUGGUCUGUUAACCAAAGAUCAGACAGCGUAGACUCAGAGAGCCUCUCUGCAUUCCUGACCCACUGUUUUAUCUCUGAUGCGUUGAAUAUCAAAGAAGCUCAUCGCUGCAAACACAGUCUUAAUGUCUUCAUCUGUUACAGUUUUUAGCUUACAGCAACAUUUCUUGCUUAAUUAUGCUAGAAAACACACUUGUUUGCUGUUCAAAAAAGCCUUCAAAACAUCAUUUUGCUUUUUUAACCCAACAUCAGAAGCUGUGUAGUGCUGCUAAGCUCAGUCUGUGCCACAAUGUGGGUCUUUGUGCAUUUGAUGGAGCCACUUCUUUUUUGUUGUUUUUUAGCUAACACUUCUUACUGUAUAUAUGGCCGUUUUGGUGCCACCGUUUCUGAUGUCUGGUGGAAUUGUCUGCUACAGUGUCGGAGCGCCUUUCAGAUGUCUUUAUCGCAGGUUUCCUGUGAUUACAUCUUCACCUGCUUUCACUGGAACUUCAAAAGGAUUUUUUUCUCUGACAUCUUGUGAUCUUUAAGUUCUCCCCCUUUAGGCAUGACUAAGCAGAAAUGGUAGAAGAGUAGGAGGGAUUGGAGGCAUAGCUGAGAAGAUGAGUGGAGUUCCGCAGAAAAAAGAGGAUUACUCUAGAGGUUUUUUUGUCUUAUGCCGUCAACUGAUUCUUCAUCACAAUAAGGUAAUCUAAAGAUUUGCAGUAAUUGGUAUUUCUCAUUGGUGAGACAAUCAUCUCUUAAUUUUACGUCCAUGCUACGUUCACACCGGGCUCAGAAACAUGCGUUCAAGCAACCACUUCCAAUGAGAAGUCUAUACGUAUUUAAGUUAAAACUCUCACCCUUGAGCCGCACUACUACGUUUUUAAGCCAAUUUUUGGGCUCUACGUACAAAGUAUGCAGCAAUUGAGCACGCCUUGAAAGUUAAAGUUUUUUAGUCCAAUCACAAGCUCAUUGAUGUCACAGUUCAAUCAGUUGAAAUUUUUUACGCGAACUGUGACCAAUCAGAGGCUUGGAUUUGGUAGUGACAUGUGGGUGGCGUCCACUUCAAAACACGGAAGUACUAACCGUUGUUAACAUGACCACAAAAGAGAAAUUCAUAAUUGCAGUUUGUGUCUAGUGGGAUUAUUACGUCACCAAGUUUUAUUGAAACAGAGCUCGAAAACAAAAAGAUGGACCGAAAUUUGCACCACUUUGACUUUUCGCUCCGAGCCGCUACCUAUUGUAAAUGGCGGACGAGCGCUUAUGAACAGUAAAAACACAAAAGAAGAAGAAUCCCCUCCCUGUCUCUAGCUGCGGUGUGAACAGCACCGGCUGCAUGUUCAUAAAACCUCGUAGAGAGUGUUCUUGAACGCACCACACUCGUCUGACGUAAAUGCAGUAUUUAAGAUACAUUCACACUGGCCGCAUUGAGCCAAUUUCAACGAAAAGUCUUCAUAAACACAUGUAACUCUUGUUGUGUGGUUCCACAUUCACAGCUCUGGCGUUCAUUCUUCUUUGGUUGGACACCAUAAGCUACAAGCACAUAUAAUAAUUCCCGUCUAGCCCAUUUCUGAAAACAUCACAGGCCCGAUGUGGACGUAGCAUCAGAAUAAAAGACAAAACAAACAAACAAAAAAAAACUAUCAUUUUAGUUACUUUGAGAGUGCAAACAUUGCACUUCAAUCUUAAGCAGGUUGUGAACUUUGAAUGCUGGGAAAUCCCUCAAAGGGGAGAAGAGGAAAUUGACCAAAGCCGGACUUUUCGUUUUCACCUGAAGCCUCUUUGAUCUGAACGUUUUCAUGAGACGAGCUCAACCAGGGGUCACCUCAGUUCAGCUUGAUGCUAGCACCUAGUAUAUAUAUUCAGAUAUAAUUCUCCAAAUACUGUAUGUAAAGGACCAAUUUCACUAGUAUCACUAAUAAUAAUGAUAUUUCAAACAUUACUUUGAAAAAUAAAAGCCUUUCAGCUACACGACCUUUCCUCCAGCAGACACUUACUCUGUCGUUGUGUGUUUAGUGGGAAAAUGAACCGCUGCAUGUACUUGUGUGAAGUUUUUAUUUAUGACAAACUGUGUAAAUUGUAAAACUUUUUUUUCCUGGUUGUUUUUCUUGUUCAUUUUUUUUCUGUCAUGUGCACAAAAUGCAAUACCACAUUAGUGUUGAUUUCCAGUAAAAAAUCUCUUCCAAACCAAA
Oryzias melastigma (Indian medaka) is the source of this 5197-nucleotide messenger RNA. RefSeq names its product tubulointerstitial nephritis antigen-like 1 (gene tinagl1). The transcript is spliced from 12 exons. Bases 915 to 2336 code for a protein of 473 amino acids. Gene Ontology annotation, cellular component: lysosome. NCBI's taxonomy places the organism in Eukaryota, Metazoa, Chordata, Actinopteri, Beloniformes, Adrianichthyidae. The record is from RefSeq and is a predicted model, not a curated record. Gene Ontology annotation, molecular function: cysteine-type peptidase activity; peptidase inhibitor activity. Gene Ontology annotation, biological process: proteolysis.